UUCCUGGCAUCACUCCACUCUGUUUCUCUCUCUCUGUUUAUCUCUCUCUGUUUCUCUCUCUCUCUUCCUGGCAUCACUCCACUCUGUUUCUCUCUCUCUCUCAGUUCUGCCGCAGUCGUGUUCAGGCUGGUUUGAUUUGUUGCUGCUGUUGAAUCAGGAGUCAGACACACAGGUACAGUAGUGGUGGGAACAGAGAUGACCACAGUCAAACCAGGCGCUGGGCACCAGGUGACAGGGUCACCGCGGAUGGACAAAGUGCAGCUCGUGAGAGGGAGGAGAGAGGAGAGAGAGAAGAGUCAUGAGGAGUUUUUGCGUGAUAAAGAGCAACGUGUACGGCAGCAGCUGGAGCGUUGUGCCGAUGAACGAGGGAGGAAGAUGGAAGAGCAGAAAAGAAGGGAGGAGGGGAGGAGGGCAUCAGUGGAGGAGAGGAGACAACAGCAGGACGAGGAGGAAAAGGAGAGACUGGAGGCCCUGGUGAGAAGAAGGGAGAGAACAGGAGAGAGGGACAGACAGAUGGGGGAGGACAGCAGAUACCCUAUGGAGAACAGGCCUAAACGCUGGACCUGGGGAGGACCACCCGGAGGGGAAGAGGGUAACCCUAAGACCCCGCCCUCUCAUGCUAUUGGCUCAGCUCUGCCUCAUCAUCCCGCCUCUGCUGCCAGUCCCAACCAAUCCAGGAACGUGUGUGACUUCCUGACACCACCCUCCCCGGACCAGCCAAUCACUAAACGCCUCUCCAACUCUUCAGCCUCCCUGCACUCACCAGAAAGAGCAUCCCCCAGCCCCCAGCGACCGGCCUACAAAUGUUCCCCCUCCAGGAAGGCAAGCAAUGGACCCCCGGAAGACAAGACCCCCAGAACACCCACAACAGAGAGAGGCCCCGCCUCCUGUCUGACUGACUCUUCAAUGAGACGCCUAGAAUCUCCGACCACUCCCACCCGAAGUUCCUUCCCCAGAGCCCAUAGCAAAGCAAUGGGCACGCCCAAAAGGGUGAGGUCGACUAAGAGUCGUGCCCAAUCCCCCUGCUCCCCGGGACAGUACCCUCCCUCCCCCCUCCGCCAGCGACCCCCAGUAACCGAGGGCAACCAUGAGGCCAGGGGUCAUGGAACCCUGGAGAGGAAGUCCUCCAAGCCGGACCCAACAGAGAAGAAGAUCCCCAAGUCCUGCAGCAGAGACCUGGCGACAGAUUCUCCAGGUACACCCACAGGCAGGAACGUUGCCGGGACAACGGAUGCAGAGGAGGCAUCUAGACUGUUGGCUGAGAGGCGGCGUCUGGCCAGAGUACAGAAAGAGCAGGAGGACAAACUACGACAGGAGGAGGAGAGGCUGAGAGCUGAGGAGGAGCUGAGGAGAGAGCAGGAGGCGCAGGAGCGGCAGGCGAGAGAGGCACAACAAGCAGAGGAGGAGAGAGAGAGACUGGAGGGGGAGAGAGAGAGACGGGAGGAGGAGAGAAAGAGCAGAGAAGAGGAGGAGAGAAGGACCAAGGAGAGACGAUGGAAAGACAUGCAGGAUCAGCUGGACCGAGAGAGAGAGGAGGCGUGUCUGCGUGCUCACAGGGAGGCGGAGAGGAAGAGGCAGGAGAGAGAACUGCUGCAGGUACAGGAGGAGCAGGAGAGACUGCAGAGGAAGAAGCGGAUUGAGGAGAUCAUGAAGAGGACGCGUAAGAGUGAAACGGACUCCGCAUCCUCAGGUGUAUGUGAUGUGAACAGGGGCCAGGCAGGGCAGGGCAGGGAGCUGGAUCAGGAUGAGUCCCCUCUCAUCACUCUGGGCCCCCUGGAGAGAAAGAGCUGUGGAGGGGACGAGCUGUCUGACGGGGUACAGUCUAUGGACGUCAGCCCUGUGUCCAGGGAUGACUUGGGUAUUGUUCAGGACUUCUCUCCCGUCAGCGAGGCUUUAAAUAGCAUGAGUAACGCCCGAACCCUGGAGCACCUCCUGGACCUCACCACCCUGCCAGACACACCCCCCUACCCCAGGCUGCAGCCGGGCAGUGCUGCAGCCCUAGGAGACCUCAACAAGAACCUGCUGAUCCAGGGUUAUAACCCCGCCUCCUUAACUAGCUCCUCCCCCAGGUCCGCCCAGCUUCUCCACAGCCUCAGCCCUGGCAAACUGGACGUCUAGUAACCAGGGUAUUGUAUAGGACUAUUGGCUGUUGGGUGAAAAGAGAAGCUAGCAGCAGCAGGGGAGUCUCUGCUCUCCUCCUUCCUCACCAAAACUAGAGAGUGGAACCAGCUCCCUGCACCUCCACCCCUCCUUCCUCAUCAAAACUAGAGAGUGGGACCAGCUCCCUGCACCUCCACCUCUCCUUCCUCAUCAAAACUAGAGAGUGGAACCAGCUCCCUGCACCUCCACCCCUCCUUCCUCAUCAAAACUAGAGAGUGGGACCAGCUCCCUGCACCUCCACCCCCCCCCCCCCUCUCUUCAGGGGAGAGGCCCUCCCCAUGCACCCCUGGACUCCACAGAGAGCAACUGCUCAAUGUCUGGCUCCCCCCUUAUAUCUAUAACUCAACACAUCUACAGCUGAAUUCACCUAUGUAAACACACACUGACAUGUACACACACACACACACACACACACACACACACACACACACACACACACACACACACACACACACACACACACACACCAACACACACACACACACGGUUAAUACUCUCCCAGUAAAGUGAAGCUUUUUCUCUGUGCCCUGACUGUAUGAUAUUGUGUAUAAAGGUGUGUCAGUGUUUGGAGGCUGAUGUAAUGUGGUUGUGUUAUCCUCCUGUAGCAUUAAUUAUGUGGUUAACACUGACCCUGUAGCACCUUCACUGGAGAACACCUCCUCCUGUAUAUACUGUUACACAGCUGUAACUCUAGGUAGAAGUUGUACCUAACCACAGAUCUAGAAUCAGAUUAUUCUAACCCUCAAUAACCUUAACAUUUGGGCAGAUGAACAUUUAGUCUGACCCUGUAUCAGUGGUUAGGGGCAGCCUACUUGUUGUAACGGCUACGUUAGGAGUUUCUUUCUGUCAGUGUUUCUAGUGGUAGUCAGUUAUGAUCAUCACAGCACCACUGACACGCUGUACUACUGUUCACCAGGAGUCUACAAUCGCUAUGUAGAACUCAGCUAGCCAGUCUAAAUGUUUGCAUCCUGCAACUGGCGAAACCUACUCAUCUACAGAUGUGGAUGAUUUAGUAUAGUAAGACAAAAGUCUGGCCUCAGUUGAUAUGCUUCUGUCCACCAGCACGCCUUAGCUUUAGUGGUGCGGAAAAAAAUAUGUGGAACACUGGAGCAUUUCUUAUUAUAAUCUGAGCAAAAAGAAAAGAAAACUGGAACAGUCUUGUAUUUUUUGCUAUUUGUAGGGCUGGGGGAAAUUGAAAAGAUGUGGCAUGUGUUUUUGGCUUGCUGUGUGUGCGCUAGCUGUGGUUUAGUUACUGUUGUGUAACAGUUCUGAAAACACUCAUCCCUACUCUGUUCUGGAAAUACUGUACUCUCUAUCUUGCCUCUGCUCUGAACUGGACUGUAUAUGCUGCAACUCACAGUCCUAAAAACUAGCAGUCAACCUACAGCAGGGGUCUCCAACUUUGGAGCUACUGGGUGGUCCUGGAGCUAUUUGGUGUGCAGGCUUUCGUUCCAGCCCUACAGUAACACACCUGAGUCCAUUAAUCAUGGUCCAGACUGAAGACGGUGAUUAGGACAGGAACAAAAGCCUGCACAUUCAGUGAACUCUGUCCUACAGUAUCUCAUCAGUCUGUGCAAUCGCUCAGUCAGUCAACAGCUAUAUUCACUAUGACUGUGGCUUUACCUCAUGGAGAUCUAUCUCACUACAGAGGACACUUCACAGUCUGCUGUCCACUACUGAGGGGAAUUCGACCAAUCGUACAUGCUUCCUGUACUGUAACGGUCUUGUACCGAUCUUACUGUAACACUUGCCUUGCUUUGCUCUCAGGGCGGGUGUAGGUCAGCAUGUGUGCUCCCUCCCCUCAUGGUUUCAAUCUCUGUUUCAGUUCCCCCUGUGAGGUGCCAACCACUCCUCACGACCCAGCUAACCCUGUGAAGGGCACUGACUAGUGUCUAUAAUGGCUCUAAUGUGGAUGCUGUAUCUCAAUUACUGGACUAGAGUAGGUAAAGGAGUAGGUAAAGGAGUAGGUAAAGGAGUAGGUAAAGGCCUGGAAAGUCUGUUUAGCUUUGCUGUCUUCAGUGCGCUUGACUCUUGAUUUAGUUGCCAUGUCUGUUCGUCCAUUCAUCUCUCUUCCUCUCUCUUUCUGUGCUCGUUCAUAAUCUAAUGCUUUCUUUGUAUGCCAAGGGUAAAUUAAGUAAACUUAAGACUUAAGGUCAGAAUGUUAUUCACUAAAAAUCACUUAACAUUGUCACUGCAGCUUGGUGGAAUAUAUAACUGUAGAAGUGGUGCAUGGAUCUAACUGCUGAAAAAAACAAUAAAAUGUCAUCAAGCCAUA
Molecule: messenger RNA, 4435 nt
Organism: Oncorhynchus gorbuscha (pink salmon)
Lineage: Eukaryota; Metazoa; Chordata; Actinopteri; Salmoniformes; Salmonidae
Gene: map7d2b
Product: MAP7 domain containing 2b
Exons: 16
Coding region: 196-2118 (640 amino acids)
Biological process (GO): microtubule cytoskeleton organization
Cellular component (GO): microtubule cytoskeleton
Source: RefSeq, a predicted model, not a curated record